UUCCAUCAAACAUCAUUUAUAUGACCAAAGUGGUUCAUUUCAUUUCAUAUGACAUCCACUUUGCAAAAAAAAUUUGGUUCUUGAUCAAAUUUAAUUUACACCAAAGGAACAUUAUUUUGAUCAUUAACCUAAAUCAAUUCAUACUUUGAGGCUCGCCCAAUGAACCCAACAAUUUUUUUUUCUAAUCCAAAUUAAAAAUAGUUUUAAGUUGUAAAAUUUAUUCAAUGAGUUGUUCUUGUUCCCUAAAGUUAUGAUACACUAUGGGAAGUGCUUGAAAUAAUCACACAUCAAACUUUGUUUAAGUUUACCUUUUUUAGCUUUAUAUUUGUUUAAGUUUACCUUUUUUAGCUUUAUACAUUGAUCUAAUACAUGAUCUUAAUUAUAAGCUAAGCACAACUUUUACUAGGUUGUAAUACAAAUUUAUAUCCAAAUUUAAAUUCCCAUAAAGCCAUUGGUCCACCUCCUCUCUUGAUUCAAUUAUAGUAGCAGCUGUGGAUUGUCCAUUCAGAAACUAAGAAACCCUUAUCCAAUUCCACGCUAAGCUAUUUGGUUUCUUGAACGAAAUGGAAUUCGACGAUCGAUUCAUGCAGGCUCAGAGGACAAAGUACGAAUGCCUUUUGUUCGAUCUUGAUGAUACACUGUAUCCCUAUAGUAGUGGGAUUGCCACAGCAUGCAGAAUCAAUAUAGAAGAUUAUAUGGUUGAAAAGCUUGGCAUUGACAGGAGCAUAAUCCCUGAGUUGGGUAACCUUCUGUACAAGAAUUAUGGAACAACAAUGGCUGGUCUCAGGGCAAUUGGCAAUGACUUUGACUACGAUGAAUAUCACAGUUUUGUCCAUGGAAGAUUACCUUAUGACAACAUAAAACCCGACCCGGUUUUGAGGAGCCUCUUGCUGAACCUGCCUUACAGGAAAAUUAUUUUCACAAAUGCGGACAAGAUCCAUGCUGCUAAGGCACUAAGCAGGCUUGGAUUGGAAGACAUUUUUGAAGGGAUUAUCUGCUUUGAGACCCUCAAUCCGAUUCACAAAAACACUGUCUCUGACGACGAAGAUGACAUCGAAUUCGUGGGAUUAAGCAGCACUACCUCCAUUACUAGCAGCCCUCAAAUUUUUGACAUCAUUGGCCAUUUUGCUACACCAAACCCCACUUCCAAACUACCCAAAACUCCAAUCGUCUGCAAACCAUCUGAAGACGCCAUCGAACGGGCUCUCAAGAUAGCCAACAUCAACCCUCAAAGAACAUUGUUCUUUGAAGAUAGUGUCCGCAACAUACAAGCUGGCAAAAGAGUGGGACUUCAAACUGUACUGGUUGGCACAUGUCAGAGAGUAAAAGGUGCAGAUUUUGCUUUGGAAAGCAUUCACAACCUCAGAGAAGCAAUACCAGAGCUUUGGGAGGCUGAUAGGAAAUCUGAAGUUGGUUACUCUGGGAAGGUUGCUGUAGAGACAUCAGUCACAGCUUAGAUUUGUGCCCAAGAUGACUAAUUAAGUUUUUAUGAGGAAAGAAAUCAUGUUUCUGGGAUUUUACCAUCCCAUUUCCCUCAUCGUAAAAAAUCUCAUUUUCCUUGUCUCAUUGUAAUCCCAGGUUAAUUAUAAUAAAAAUAUAACUUUAUGUUUA
Molecule: messenger RNA, 1611 nt
Organism: Pyrus x bretschneideri (Chinese white pear)
Lineage: Eukaryota; Viridiplantae; Streptophyta; Magnoliopsida; Rosales; Rosaceae
Product: suppressor of disruption of TFIIS-like
Exons: 8
Coding region: 564-1457 (297 amino acids)
Source: RefSeq, a predicted model, not a curated record